GCCAGAAUUAAAGAUUUGCUUCGUAGUUUUCCAUUUGCUCCUUCCUGUGAUGGUACUUUGUUUCCCGGGUAAAGCAUGGCUUUACAAAGUAGUUGUGAGAGAAUUACGAAGUGGGCUCCUUGUUCGUCGCAGCCAGAAGCAAGUCGAAGACCACGGAAGUGGGCUCCAGGUCCUCCAUCUCAAUUAUGAGGUGAUUGUCAUUCGUUGCAGCUACACGAACACGACCACUGGAACCGCCAAUAAAUAAAUGUAUGCCCGGGCAGUAGCAGGCUAGCGAGCCUGUGAGUCUAGGCUGAGGCUGGACGGGCGAUAUUUUAUACAUGUCCGAGCCUCGCCCUUUUCCGGUAGCCAGGACAAGAUGUUUGUGAGGGUGAACCUCUUCCCGGUCUGGGUUGAAGUUUAUUUCCUUUCUCUCUUAUCCUCAGGGAGUAACGCCCCUGCCGAUGGUAGUAAGUCUGGUCCAUCCGCCUCAGGAAAGUGUCUUUUAUCCGCUUGUCGGAAAGUCUGGUCCAUCCGCCUCAGGAAAGUUUUUUCAUCCGCUUGUCGGAAAGUCUGGUCCAUCCGCCUCAGGAAAGUGUUUUUAUCCGCUUGUCGGAAAGUCUGGUCUCAUCCGCUUGGCGGAAAGUUUGGCGAUCCGAUUGGCGGAAAGUUUGGUCUCAUCCGCUUGUCGGAAAGUUUGGUCUCAUCCGCUUUGCGGAGAGUUUGGUUAUCCGCUUGUCGGAAAGUCUGGUCAAAUCCGCUUUGCGGGAAGUUUGGUUUAUCCGCUUGGCGGAAAGUUUGGUCGCAUCCGCAUGUCGGAAAGUCUGGUCUCAUUCCGCUUGGCGGAAAGUUUGAUCUCAUCCGCUCGGCGGAAAGUUUAGCCCAAUCCGCUUUGCGGACAGUUUUGGGCAUCUCUGGUUUAUCCGUUGUGCGGACAAUGUUGGCAGCCCUGAUUGUAUUCUCGUUGACGUUGGCGAUAGCAGCGAGAGUACGGAAUCAUGCGGUCUCGCCUUGCUUUGGGAAGGAGGGUCGUUUGGCACUGGCGGUUCGAACCCGUUACCCUUGCGAACUUUUUCCGUCCCAAGCCAAGGCCCUUGGCUUUCUUUGGUGGUUUGUCCUUCGAUCCUCUGAUCCCAUUGCAACGCGAGGCCGCAAGGCUAUCGGUUUUCGUCCGCUCGAAGCUUUCCACUUCGGGUACAUGCCACUGGUCGGUCCGUCGUCAUCGCUACGCCUUCGUCUAUGGGGCGCACCGGUUUCCCAAAUUCAUCGUCUGGCCGCAGGCGUCGCGCCGGGUUCUUUGGGCUGCUUCGGCGUACCGGCCUCCGCCGGUGGGGUAGGUGCUUCCAGGGCGCCUCCUCGUGCGACGCAGUGGGAGAUGCUCCCAUCGAGCGAUCAUCCAUAGGGUGAUCCUUCCGCGGUGACUGAAUAAAAUAAGCAUGGUCUGACAGCACGGUUUGUGAGCAAAACCAAAAGCAAGAGCCAAACUCGUGAUCGUGAUCGAUACUGAGGAAAAAAAACGACAAAUCUUUCCAUGGGAUCAUCCAAGGUGACGAAGCAUCCGCUUGAGGCGGCCGCCAGCCUGCAGGAUUUGAAGAAGAAGAGCAAGUUGCUCAGUAUCCGGUUUCAGGCCCCAGAGCUCGAUCUAGAUGUCGGCGUUGCGGUGCGCUUAGGAACCUCGACGGGCAGCAGCCUGGGGAGUAGCUGUAGCUCCUCGUCGGAGAAUUUUACCGCUGUCCCCUGCAUGGCGGCAGAUCUGAUAACUAAUGCCACGAAUACACUACACGAGUAUUUCCCCAGUCACUCUUCUGCCCACGGGGAGGACCGAGUGACCGUGUACGCGAAAAGGCCGCACCGGAGCGAGCUGCGGGUCCGGGCGAGGGGCAGCUUUCAAGACGGGGGGAGCUCCAGCUCCACUUUUCCCGCUACGAGGUUGUACGACGAGGCAGGCGACGAAGAGGAGGAGGACGGGGCAGGCGCAGAAACCUAUGCCCGGUCCGUCCGGCACUUGAUUUCAAAACUUGAAGAGUCCCGGAAAGUUGCCGCUCUCAAAGACGCGUAAUACAAACAUUGAAGUGCAUUCAUUUUCCGUUGUGAUGAUCAUUUGGCUCAUCAUCGUUCUUGUUGUGCGUCAGAUCCUAUGUAGAAUCGGCUGAUAUGAUUAUAAACGCGGAAAGUCAAACACAAAAUGAAAAAGAAACACAGUUGUGCCGUAUCGCGAAAUAUCAAAUUCUAGGUAUGUGGAGGUCGUGGCCGAGAAGUACACCGAGGCAGUGAAAAAGUUGACCAAUUUUCGCCAAGAAGCGCUAAAAGAAAUCGCAAAUUUACGCAACCAGCUCGCGAUGGCCCGGAAAGAUGGGACGACGUACCAGCACAGAAGCGUAACCUUUCUUGACGACGCCGAGAUCGAAAAGUAUCGGUUUCUAGUUUUUGUCUACUUGAUGUUACGUUUUUCUAUUUGAUUGUCGUACUGCAGAGAUCGUGCUAGCCUCAGCCGCAGACCAAGUGUCACUGUGUAUCGUUGCUUGUAUUGAGGUUGAACUUCUGCUCCGGUUGGCGUCUGGCUCGCGUUAACAGUACCAAGUGCAUAACGUACUUCUGCAUCGUUCUACUCUUUUCGCUUGCCGCUUAUUUGUUGCAACAAAAAUCGAUCAGUAAGUACGGAGUCCCGGGCUGGCAGACCAUUGUUGACCAAGCAAUCGCACGCUGGGAGGGCGAGCAGUCUAUGAUACCGAAAAAAGGUGGUUGCACAAAAAACGCGUUUCAUUUAUUUUUGUUUGAAAGUAGGGCUGGUGAACCUAAGCAACCGAGGACCUCUACUACGCAGCAAGAGUUAAACUUGUAGUUUUUGUAGAUCGACGGUAUUAAUCAAUAGAAAUGUAGCACAAGGGAUUGUUACUGCUUGUGAUUGUAGUGGUCAAGUAUGAAAUACCAAUGCAAAUGCGUACUGAACAGUACUAGAGUAAGUUGGAGUGGCAAGUCGAAUUGAUCGAAAGGCUACAUCACCAUUAAUAUGUCGCGCGACGUUACUAGUACUAGUUUGCACCCACCGACCGUUUUAUUGCAUACUGGUAAAGGAGUUUGCGUUCUCGAAGCUGUUGAAACCACAGACGGAAAACGAGAAGAAACUCCAAUUGGUCACCAGCACAACAACUGGCACGGGACCCGCGCCCCCUCCCGCAAGAAUUAGCAAUGACAAGGACUUUCACGUGCAUCGCAAUCCGAAUAUGAUUCUGGAUUCCGCCACAGAAGUGCAAAAGGUGCAGGAAAUGCAGCAGGGAGAGUACUUCGAGUACCACAAAAUCGUGUCAAAGCCCGAGCCGGAGCCGCCGCUCCCGCUGUUUUUGCCGUCGCCCAAGCGCAACCGCGCAAACGCGAUCUGCGACCUGGAAUCGCUGGAAAAGCAGCGGAGGCAUUCGGUGCACGCCGCGGAUCUGCCGAAGCCGAGCGCUUUCGGGGACAUGCGCGUCGAAGAGACGGAAGGAGACGUAGAAAAGAAGAAAACGGAAACAACGCGGACGAGCGGACUCAACCUAGUGUCGUCGACGACAACGACGUAUCAGCGUUCUUUUUUUUAUUUGUGACUUGUUUUCAUUUUUUUGUCACUGACUCAUGCUCAUCACUGCUCUUCCUUUGUUUUUGAGAUACGGGCGGCUGAAGAGCCUCAAGCGAUCCAACAGAUUGAGUUAAUGAAUGAAGAAGCCUGAGCGAGAUAUGUUAAUGUUUGAUGAACCUAAUUUGAAAACUGAAUUACUUGAAACAUCAGGCAGCCAUCCACGCGCGCGACGAGUGGGGCGCGCACUCCUGUCAGGCACACCACGUUUCUUAUGGCGAGAAAAAUUAUACAAUUUAGCAUUGCUUUUUCUCCAUCGCGAGCCGCCACUCUUGCUUCGAUAUGCAUUUGGAUUUGCAACACCCUCGUCUUGUCAGAUCCUUGUCUCCAGCUGGUCAUUUAUUUCACUGCAAGUAGUUCUUGUAAAUUAAAAUUUGAGACGAGUGGCAUCAAAAACCGUAGCAGAGAUCGCAUGCUGAAAAUUACGGUGAUACUGUUUACCGGUGGGAGCCCGCCGCGGUCGCCAGCUUCAAGUGUCGCCUCUGUCCCGCUGUUCGAACGGAUGGUAAAGAAAAUGAUCGUAGCUAUAGUGAGGUUAUCCAGUGCAAAAGUAUCGUACUCGUAUAAAUCCUCCCCGAUUUUGAUCCAUGAUAAAACUUAGAAGCUGGUGGGAAGUUGUUGAGAAGUAGGUGGAUAAGUGGGUGAGAAGUCCGCGGCGAAGUUGGUUUGGAAGCCGGUGAGAGGUGGCCGGGUGUGUUGGCGUCGCCAUCGCCUCGGCCGAGUGGCGUGGCACGUCACUCCACCGCCGCGAGUUCUACCGCCUUCGCUGCCUGCAGCUGCAGCUGCAAGGGCUGGAAGGAGAGUUUGCGCUGCAGAUAAAUAGACAGACGCCCAGUGUCAUUGUUUCCAUUCAUCUGCGGCGCAGUUCGACCAGUUGGCAUCACGGCACCAUGCGCGAAGACUUAGAGAAGAUGUAUCAAAAGGCGCAUCUGUGAUGGCUGCACGCAAAGACGCAAGCACCACAGACGAAAUAAAGCUGCGCGCGACGUUGUGGAGCCGGGGCUGGACGCCGCAGGAGCUAACUAAUCCAUUAAUGAGCUAGCUAAUUGCUUAGUUAACUCAUUAACCUCGCCAGCGCCCUUGCUUUUCUUUCGGAUAAAAACGCAGCUUCGCGUGACACCUACACAAAGUAAAGCCUUUUUUUCUCCGCAGCUUUUCAACAAGUUUUCCUCAAGUUCUCAACAACUUCUCAACAACUUCUCGGACAAGAUAUAAAUCAAAUUCUUUAACUUCGCAGACGCCCUUGCUUUUCUUGUGGUAAAAAACGCAAGUUUGCGUGUAUCCUACACAGUUUGCGGCGUUUUUUGCUCUGCAGCUUCUCAACAACUUCUCAACAACUUCUCGACCAACAUAUCUAAGAUAUUUGGCGAGAAGUUGCUGAGAAGUUGUCGUGAAAUUCAUUUCCUAGAGAAUGCUCUGCUUUUCCCAAAAGACCAUUCUUUAAGAGUUGUCUUUUGGGAAAAGCUAGAGAAGGCUUUGGGCUUCUAAGAGUCUUAGAAGCCCAAAGCCUUUCUGCAAAAGCAGGCUUUGGAGCUCCCACAGCGCUCACAUUUGCGCGGAGGCGCGACCAAAGUAAGUAUGCACAGCCAAACUGAUUCGCGACUGCGCACGCGGCCACGAAUCGAGAUCCGGCAAACUCGUGAGACACCAGCCAAAGGCUGGUAGAGAAUUUGGCGCGCCUAAAGUAAGCUCAAAUCCGUGCCAACUCCCCGAACAAACCCACCCGCCGACUCCCGCCAACUUCUCAACAGCUGGGAAGUUGGUGAAAAGAUUGGGGAGAAGAUGGUGAGAAGUUGGCGGGAAGUUGGUUGGAAGUACGUGAGAAGUUGCCGAGAUGUUUUAUGCAUAACAGAGCGAGAUUUAUACGAGUGCGAUACUUUUGCACAGGAUAGAGGUUCUCGUUCUCUCUUCGACCUCUCAAAAAUAAAAGUCAAACAAGUUCUGUUGAACAAUUUCAAUCUCUUCUUCACUGCUUGGCCAUCUUGCUGUAGCAGCUCUGCAUGAUCGUCACUCGUAAUCAUACUGGUUGUACGUACAAGGAUUCGCCUUCUAGCAGUUUGAUUUAUCAUUAUUUGGUUCCUGGACGUGGUCGCGCUGAUGUCAUGUGCGAGCCUCUCCUACACACAGUCGAGUCCACCAGCCUUAUGCGAGGAACUGGAGGUCAAGGGUCUUACUCAUACUGCAACACCAAUAUCACAGUCAACCACUGGGAGCUUCGAAGACGGGCUUUCCUCGUCCUCCGAUGCGCGGUUUUCGAACCAGCCAGGAUCCUGCACCAGUACGGUAUCGACGUGGUCUUUCUCGACUAAUGAAACCAGAGCCUCGCCGGUAGAGCAGCACUUGAUCACAUUUGAUACCGGGAAAGCGCUCGGAAACGCAGCGAUAAAUCGCGGACGUACCAAACAGAAAUUGCAGAACCUGCAGGUGGCCGCUUCUAGGACCUGGAAAACUAGAGAGCCACGCUUCGCGGAUGCUAGUAUAAAUGUUGCUUUGAUACUAGAAAUACUAAAUACAGACUCAAACGGGCUCGCUGGCCGCCGUAUCGAUCUUCAGCUGUACUCUUUUGCGACUCAGCAUGACUGCCUACGGUCACUCGCACGCGACCCCCGGCGCACUUCGUUCGUUAACAUUUCUCGAAAUUCAAAUCGAUACGAGAGCCGUUCUGUCAGCAGUAUCAUCACACUCGAACAAGCCCAAGCGGCCCCCAUCCCCAAUGAUCAUGGUUCGUUCUCGCCCAACUACAGACCGACUGGCACAGGAAUUUCAGAAGAACGUGUCCCAAUUCGAGAACGAGCCGCCGUUGCCGGUAAGGAAGAAAAAACAGAAGCCGGAGGGGACCGCCUUUUACCCAGCGGUAUUGGGCCACCUGAAGCCAACCGGAAGGAGAAAAUCCCUCCCCCUGCGAAGCCUGAACAAAUAACGAGACGAUAGCGACGGAAAAGGAAAUACUUGGUAAAAUACAAACCGUUGGAUAAUAUCAGCAUUUCCAUUUCGAUUUCUUUCGCAACUAGCCUCAGGCAUAAUCACACCUGGUGGAGGCAACCCGUAAGUAUCAAUCAGACGCUCUGCAUAUGCAUAUCAUUGCGGUGCAAGUUCUUCUUUCCUGCUUGAAAGCGAAAGGUGAUGCGGUACUAGCUCGUCUGAAUGUAUGAUUAUUUCUCGGUCAAGAAUUUGUUCUCCUUCUCAUUGAGUCUUCUAAAGCCAAUACGAGCGUGUUGUCACCGAACUCGGAAAACGAUCGCGUACAGACAACAAUUUCUUUGCCGAGGGCACUGCAAAAAGUUUCGAGUAAAUAGUGAAUUUGCCGCCCCGGAUGAAAGACAUCUGAGCAACUUUGUAGAAGCCGUGUACUAUGUCUCCGCUUCAACUUCGGUGAAGCGUUGGCGUCUACAUCGCAUUCUACGCCGAUUUAAAAACCUUUGAAAUGUAACACGCUCCCUCUUGUACGUAUAGUCGAAAAACGAAUGUAUAAUUAUGCUUCAUUACCUACUGCUACUUGAAGAACUUGCCAUCUUUUACUCCUAGCCUCUGUCUCUCGUUUUCGCCAUCAACCAUAUCAUCAACAUCGCAGCAAUUCUAGUUCAUUUGUUGGCUCUUGCACCCCCACUGCUACAAAAUAUGGGUGGUGAGCAGAGCAGUGCUAUGCAAAAGCAAAUGCAUCGUAGCAUCACAAAAAAUACCAAAUUUUGCCUUCGCCAUUGCCACAAAGAAAAGCAAGAAAAACAUUCGCGACGUAAACGCUGAUUGAGAACGAUACGAGGACAUCAUUUUCUUGUGAACGAUUGAGCCCGAAGAUACUGAUAGCUCGCCGAUGAAGUUUCCAAAACGAUAAAGUUAGAGACGCAAAAGGAAAAGCCGACGCGGAAAAAAAAAGCAGGAAAGCCAGAUUCUCGCC
Messenger RNA from Amoebophrya sp. A120, 7484 nucleotides. Lineage: Eukaryota; Dinophyceae; Syndiniales; Amoebophryaceae. The record is from the annotation of a GenBank genome assembly.